GUUGUCGUUGUUGCUUGCGGUCGUGAAAAUUUCAAUUCUUGCCAAAAAUUCAAAACCAAAUAAAAUAAAGAGCGCGUAACCAAGUGACGUGACGCUACAAAAGGAUUAACACUUCAAUUUUUUUAUUAAAUUUAUAGAGAAAACUUUAAAAACCUCAAGAUGAUGCUCGUUCAGCCCACACCCCAACAACGCAUCACCAUUCGCGAGGAACUGCGCGAACCCGAAAAUCAAUCGGACAUCGAUCGUGACAUCAAACUCAUACGCGAAUGGUUGGACACACAACCGCACCUGCCCAAGGAUAUGGAUGAUGGCCGUUUAGCUACAUUCUUGCGUGGCUGCAAAUUCAGCUUAGAGAAGGUGAAAAAGAAGCUGGACAUGUACUAUACUAUGCGCAAUGCUGUGCCGGAAUUUUUCGCCAAUCGUGAUAUUAAUCGACCUGAACUAGCCAUGGUGUUGGAUUAUUUACACUGCCCCACUCUGCCCGGCCUCACACCCAAUGGUCGCCGUAUUACUUUCGUGCGUGGCAUUGAUGUCGACUUCCAAGCGAACCACAUUAACGAUGCCGCCAAAGUGGCGCUCAUGAUCGGCGACAUUCGUCUGCUGGAGGAGAAAGUCGGCAUUGCUGGCGACAUUUUCAUUGUUGAUGCCACACUCGCUUCAGCUCAUCAUUUUGCCAAAUUCACGCCAACUGUGAUUAAGAAAUUCCUCAUUGCUGUGCAAGAGGCGUACCCAGUGAAGGUGAAAGAGGUACAUGUAUUCAACAUCUCGCCAUUGGUAGACACCAUCUUCAACUUUGUGCGUCCAUUUGUUAAGGAGAAGAUCCGCAACCGUAUCACCUUCCACAGCAACAUGGAAAGUUUGUACAAGGCGGUGCCACGCGAUUUGUUGCCCAACGAAUACGGCGGCAAAGCCGGUUCGGUAGUUGAAUUGAACCAACAGUGGAAGAAGAAGUUGGAAGAAUACACACCAUGGUUCAAGAGCCAAGAGGACAAAAAGGCCAACGAAGCUUUGCGUCCCGGCUCGCCGAAGACUACCGAUGAUCUGUUUGGCGUAGAGGGUACCUUCCGACAACUUAACAUUGAUUAGGUUGCUCGGCGGGCUGAUCAAAUUUACUCGUACUUGAGAUUAGUGCUAGGGUAGAACGGAUGUACGGAUACGGUUGCGUUCCGCGGCUUUCUCAUGCUUUCGCUUUGGAGCUAGCUGCUGCUUUUUUGUGCUCAAUUUCGUAUUAUAGCUUAAAUAAACCACUGACAUCGCUCCAUUUGUAUAAAUGACAUUCGCUUGUGUGUGGAUAGAAAUAUAAAUACAAAUAAAAAUAUUUUUAAAUGUCUACUUAUUUUUUAUCAUUAUUAUUGUUAUUGUUUUGUUAUUAUUAAU
This is a messenger RNA of Anastrepha obliqua, 1377 nucleotides long. RefSeq names its product alpha-tocopherol transfer protein-like. The transcript is spliced from 3 exons. The coding region runs from base 160 to 1086 and encodes 308 amino acids. The record is from RefSeq and is a predicted model, not a curated record. NCBI's taxonomy places the organism in Eukaryota, Metazoa, Arthropoda, Insecta, Diptera, Tephritidae. Gene Ontology annotation, molecular function: phosphatidylinositol bisphosphate binding. Gene Ontology annotation, cellular component: membrane.